Molecule: messenger RNA, 612 nt
Organism: Knipowitschia caucasica
Lineage: Eukaryota; Metazoa; Chordata; Actinopteri; Gobiiformes; Gobiidae
Source: the annotation of a GenBank genome assembly
AUGUCAAUCAUUGAAAGGAAUGCCAUCCAGGCGUUUGGUAACGGGACAGAGGUUGGUGCGUGGCCCAUGUCUCCUGAGACCACCACCCUGCCCUCUCCACGGAGUCGCCCCCGCAACCCUGACCCCAAUUCGGACAACCACCUCUCCGAAACGGGAAUCUACCCCUUCUGUGGCAACCUGCAGGUCUCCUGCCUUCUUCCCCACCUCCCUGGCCAGCCUCUUGCCUUCUUCCCCAGCUCCCUGCCUUCUUCUCCCCCCAGUCUGCCUCCUUUCUGCUCCUCAUUAGACUUUGGCUCCGAAUCAGAGCACACAAACUCGAGCACUGCCAGCACGGCGCUCAGCACUUUGCACGCUGCAGAUUCUAACCCUGUCCUCAGCCUGAUCCCUGUGGGAAAAAGAAGGAAGAAGAAAGAAAAGGAAGAAGAGGAAAGAAGAAGAAGGAAGAGGAGGAGGAAGAAGAAGAAGGGGAAGAAGGGGAAGAAGAAGAAGAAGGGGAAGAAGGGGAAGAAGAGGAAGAAGGGGAAGAUGAGGAAGAAGAGGAAGAAGGGGAAGAAGGGGAAGAAGAGGAAGAAGGGGAAGAAGAGGAAGAAGGGGAAGAAGAGGAAGAAGUGA